Molecule: messenger RNA, 2877 nt
Organism: Arabis nemorensis
Lineage: Eukaryota; Viridiplantae; Streptophyta; Magnoliopsida; Brassicales; Brassicaceae
Source: the annotation of a GenBank genome assembly
AUGUGCGAGCCCGAUCAAAAUACCUCUAGAAGCGGCGUGAAUCCUCCGACGUCGAGGUCAGGGGAGCUUCUGAUGGAUGUAGACGACUUGGAUCUCGACGGUUCAUGGCCACUAGAUCAAAUCCCUUACUUAUCUUCAGCGAAUCGGAUGAUUUCUCCACUUUUUGUUUCUUCUUCCUCUGAACAACCUUGCUCGCCUCUUUGGGCUUUCUCCGACGGUGGUGGAACCGCUUUACACGCUAACGCCGGUAACGACGAUGAGAAGAUCAGCUCCGUUUCCGGUGUUUCUUCUUUCCGUCUCACCGAUUAUCCUCUCUUUCUCCCUUACUCUUCUCCAUCAAUGGCUGAGAACACAACAGAGAGACAUAAUAGUUUCCAGUUUCCUUCUCCGUUGAUGAGCCUAGUCCCGCCAGAGAACGCAGACAACUACUGUGUGAUUAAAGAGAGGAUGACUCAGGCGCUUCGGUAUUUCAAAGAAUCAACCGAACAACACGUUUUGGCUCAGGUCUGGACUCCUGUGAGAAAGAAUGGUCGUGAUUUGCUGACGACUUUGGGUCAACCUUUUGUUCUUAAUCCUAACGGUAAUGGGCUUAAUCAAUACAGGAUGAUCUCUCUCACAUAUAUGUUUUCUGUGGAUAGUGAAAGUGACAUAGAGCUCGGACUCCCGGGUCGAGUUUUCAGUCAGAAAUUGCCUGAAUGGACUCCAAAUGUUCAGUACUAUUCCAGCAAAGAAUUCUCGCGGCUUGACCACGCCUUGCACUAUAACGUGCGUGGUACACUCGCCUUGCCUGUCUUUAAUCGCUCUGGUCAGUCCUGCAUAGGUGUUGUGGAACUUAUAAUGACCUCAGAGAAGAUUCACUAUGCACCUGAAGUGGACAGAGUUUGCAAAGCCCUUCAGGCUGUAAAUCUGAAAAGCUCGGAAAUACUUGAUCACCAACCCACUCAGAUAUGCAAUGAGAGUCGCCAAAACGCGCUUGCUGAGAUUCUGGAAGUGCUGACAGUUGUAUGCGAGACCCAUAACUUGCCUCUGGCUCAGACUUGGGUUCCAUGCCAGCACGGGAGCGUUCUUGCCAAUGGUGGCGGUCUAAAGAAAAACUGCACCAGCAUUGACGGUAGCUGCAUGGGCCAAGUCUGCAUGUCCACAACCGAUAUGGCCUGCUAUGUCGUGGAUUUUCAUGUCUGGGGCUUUAGAGAUGCCUGCCUUGAACACCAUCUCCAGAAAGGACAGGGAGUCGCUGGACGGGCUUUUCUCAAUGGUGGCUCGUGCUUCUGCAGAGACAUCACAAAGUUCUGCAAAACGCAGUACCCACUGGUCCAUUAUGCGCUCAUGUUCAAGUUAACCACUUGUUUUGCAAUCUCUCUCCAGAGUUCUUACACGGGUGACGAUAGUUACAUUCUUGAAUUCUUUCUUCCUUCGAGUAUAACAGACCACCAAGAGCAAGAUUCACUGCUGGGUUCUCUUUUGGUGACAAUGAAAGAACAUUUUCAGAGUCUGAGGGUUGCAUCUGGGGUUGACUUUGGUGAAGAUGACGACAAAUUGUCUUUUGAGAUCAUCCAAGCAUUACCGGACAAGAAAAUUCAUUCAGAAAUAGAAUCCAUUCGAGUUCCAUUUUCUGGUUUCAAGUCAAACACGAAAGAGACGCCAUUGAUUCGUCAGCCUGCGGUUCAGUCUUCUGAUCCAGUAAACGAGGAAAUCAACACGGCCACUGUUAAUGGUGUGGUUAAGGAGAAGAAGAAAACAGAGAAAAAGCGCGGGAAGACUGAGAAAACAAUCAGUCUUGAUGUACUUCAACAGUAUUUCACCGGAAGUCUUAAAGACGCUGCAAAGAGUCUAGGAGUUUGCCCGACGACAAUGAAGCGAAUUUGCAGACAACACGGAAUCUCGCGGUGGCCAUCAAGGAAGAUCAAGAAAGUGAAUCGUUCAAUCACUAAGCUGAAACGGGUCAUCGAAUCUGUUCAAGGCACUGAUGGAGGCCUCGACCUAACUUCCAUGGCCGUUAGUUCCAUCCCUUGGACACACGGUCAAACAGCAGCACAGCCACUAAACUCACCCAACGGUUCCAAACCUCCCGAGCUACCAAACACCAACAAUUCACCUAACCACUGGUCAAGUGAUCGCAGUCCUCAAGAGCCAAAUGGUGAGCCUGAGUUACCAAGCAACGGUCAAAAGCGGUCACGAACGGUGGAUGAGAGCGCUGGGACCCCAACCUCUCACGGCUCAUGUGACGGUAACCAAUUAGAUGAAACGAAAUUCCAGAACCAAGAUCCGCUUUUCACGGUUGGUGGAUCACCACCUGCGCUCCUUUUUCCACCUUAUCCUAGAGAUCAUGAUGUAUCUGCCGCAUCAUUUUCAAUGCCGAACAGGCUUCUUGGUACUAUAGACCAUUUCCGAGGAAUGCCUAUUGAAGACGCAGGAAGUUCAAAAGAUCUGAGAAAUCUCUGCUCCUCUGCAGCAUUCGAGGAUAGGUUUCCGGACUCAAACUGGAUGAACAAUGAUAAUAACAGCAACAACAACAUAUACACUCCUCCAAAGGAAGAAGCCGUUGCAAAUAUAACACGCGAACCAUCAGGCUCAGAAAUUAGAACAGUAACAAUCAAAGCAAGUUACAAAGAAGACAUUAUACGGUUCAGGAUAUCCUCGGGUUCGGGUAUAAUGGAACUGAAAGAUGAAGUGGCGAAAAGGCUGAAAGUUGACGCAAGUACGUUCGAUAUCAAGUAUCUUGACGAUGAUAACGAAUGGGUUUUGAUAGCUUGUGAUGCUGAUCUUCAAGAAUGUCUCGAGAUCCCUAGAUCCUCUCGUACCAAUAUAGUACGGCUUCUGGUUCAUGAUGUAACAACGAACCUCGGGAGCUCCUGUGAGAGCACGGGAGAAUUGUGA